Messenger RNA from Trichoderma aggressivum f. europaeum, 1401 nucleotides. RefSeq lists its product as uncharacterized. The transcript has a single exon. The record is from RefSeq and is a predicted model, not a curated record. Bases 1 to 1401 code for a protein of 466 amino acids. Lineage: Eukaryota; Fungi; Ascomycota; Sordariomycetes; Hypocreales; Hypocreaceae.
AUGGACAAAUCCACAGAUGAAAUCGCCUUUAGAAAAAGGAGCCUUAUAGACGCUCUACGGGAUUCGGAAUCGGACCCCGAGAGCUUCGAACAGCCCUACGAUUCGGCUCCAGAUGCUCUUCUAAACAGACUGACAAGAGUUCGCAUGAUUUUGGGCGCUCUUGAUAAACAAAUCAAAGACUUCUCCAGCAAGAUCAAAGAUGUUAUCAAAAACAAAAGCAAAGACGAAGACGAUCGUGCUUCAAAGCUGGAAACGCACUUCCGGUCUGAAUAUGCGGGAGCGACACUUGGCAUUGAGUUCGCAAAAAAGAAGCAAGAUGAAGUACUGUUAGAGCGUCAGCUUGCUUGGAGAGAGAGAAAUACCAGAGUUAUAUCGCAACUAGAGCUGGAGGAACGCUAUAGGGCACUUAAUAGGCGGUAUUCCUCCGCUGGAGGUGAUUUAUGGCGCAGCUCGAACAAAAAGCUACGCCUGGAAAACCCUACCGCAAUUAUGUCGAUGCAGCUCGAUUCCAACCAAUCAGCAGCUUCGAAGAUUCCUGAGCUCUUAUUGCCGCUAUACAGAACAUCGGAUGGCCUGGAUGAUCGAAGAAAACCCUCUAAUUGGAUUUCUGAUGUCAUUGAGUACUACUCAGCCAACCCGGAGUAUCAUGGAAAAGUUGUGACUGAAUAUGUGUCCAUUGGAUGGUGUCAUGCUACUGGGACGUGGUAUCGUUUUGAUCAGCGAGUGGGAUGCAUUAUUCCAUUUCUUAUAGCCGCGAACAAGUUGGAAGAACUCAUUUUUGGUUCCUCAAGCGAGUCCGUGCAGCACCCUGUCAAUGCAUUACUCCUAGGAGGCGGAGUAAGGGCUUUGCUAGAAAGUUACAAACUCGUUAUUGUGCCUGCGGAUAAUUCAGAGACACCGAUCAAACGAUGGCGGACGGAUCUUUUGUUUCCUAGUAUGAAAGAUUACUGCUGUGGGUAUGAUGAGAAUUCGAACAAGAUUUAUUUUAAAGAUAUAGAUGGCAAAGAGCUCUCCUUUUUAGGCGAAAGACGACCCUCUCCGAGAUUUCUUUACUUUCACUUCAUAAUGGCCCUAAUUCGCCUGAAAGACCGUGGCUCCGAUGGCUGGCAGCAGAUUUGGGCCCGUUACUACGAACAACGGCCCUUUCCACCAGCUAAUAAUUAUAUGAGGAAUGCCAUGAUAAAGGCAUUAGCGACAUAUUUUGAAGGUGCCGAUAUGAAAGUCGUCGAGAGCUGGAUCAGUGACCAAGGAUUUGAUACACAGAUACAAAUACAAGACAACCAGGCAAAAGAGUUGGCGAGGCGCGUGCAUCGAAUUGUCGAUGUAGAUACUACUAUCGAACGAGAUGAUAAGUUUGAAGAGCUGUGGGACACGUAUGGGGACACUGAUGAUGAAGAAUGA